CGCACGAGCCUCGCUCUCCUGGCCUCUGCUUCCCAGCUUGUCUCCUCCCGACCCGCGCCCGCGAUGCUGGCGCUGCGCUGUGGCUCUCGCGUCCUUGGCCUGCUCUCUGUCCCGCGCUCUGCGCCGCAGCGUCUCUCCGCGGUGCGUGCCUCCAGCGGCGGCGGCUCCCGCGACCCAUCCUCUUCCUCCCGGAACCCGCUAGUGUACCUGGACGUGGACGCCGACGGGCAGCCGCUCGGCCGCGUGGUGCUAGAGCUGAAGGCAGAUGUCGUCCCAAAGACAGCCGAGAACUUCAGAGCCCUGUGCACUGGUGAGAAGGGCUUCGGCUACAAAGGUUCGACCUUCCACAGGGUGAUCCCAUCCUUCAUGUGCCAGGCAGGUGACUUCACCAACCACAACGGCACUGGGGGGAAAUCCAUCUACGGAAGCCGCUUUCCUGAUGAGAACUUCACGCUGAAGCACGUGGGACCAGGUGUCUUGUCCAUGGCAAACGCAGGCCCCAAUACCAAUGGCUCCCAGUUCUUCAUCUGCACCAUCAAGACAGACUGGCUGGAUGGCAAGCAUGUUGUGUUUGGCCAUGUCAAAGAGGGCAUGGAUGUCGUGAAAAAAAUUGAAUCUUUUGGCUCUAAAAGUGGAAAGCCAUCCAAGAAGAUUGUCAUCACAGAUUGUGGCCAACUGAGCUAACUGCGACCAGGGUGCUAGGACAGUAGCAGCUGUACGUGUGUCAGUCCACCCGACGUGGGUUCUCAGCAAAGGUGCCCAGAAGAGCUGCCUGCACUCGCUCCACUGUCACUGUGUGCUUGAGGAAGGCCACUCAGGAAUUCAGACCUCACCCACUAGACUGCAUCCCCAAUGUCCAGCCUUCUCUCAGCCUUGUUCCCAGGCAUCCACUGUAGCAUCAUGUCUCCCACCGUCGUCCAGCAUCACCUGUGACUGCCCAAGUCCACCUGUGCCUUGGACAUUGGUAGUGGUAAUAGCUCAGCAUCAAGUGAGGGCACCUUCCCUUGACCAACAAGGAUGACCAGUUGCUAUAAAAGAGCUGUAAAGCCUGCAAAGUUGGAAUAAUUUAAUAAUUUAAUGAACAAGAUUGAUUAGAAAUGAAGCUGUGACAAGAGCUACACCCUACUGUGGUGUCACCUGAGUUGGUGACUUGGGCCACAGAACCCACAGGUUAGCUUUUGAAACACAACUUGGGGUUCUUAUGAAGGUCCCAUGGCCAAGUCCUUCCCUCCUGUUACUGUGAAUCCCAUUGGUUUGCUGUUGUCCUUGUGAGGAGGGUCCAUGGGGUAGAAGCAGUUGAACCAGGGAACAAACCCACUACAAGCUGUGCCUAGUCAAUGUGAAUUCCUGUGUUGAAACAGAAAGGGCCUGCAAGCUCCCUGUGCUCUGGAACAAAGUAUUUUCGGGGGAGACUGAUUGUUAAAUAUAUUCAGUCUACUGAUGAUGGAUGUAAAACAUUUCUGGAACAUUUAUUUGUGUUCACCUUAAAUAGGAUAAUAAAUUCUAUUUUCUGUAGAAGA
This is a messenger RNA of Tupaia belangeri chinensis (Chinese tree shrew), 1520 nucleotides long. RefSeq names its product peptidylprolyl isomerase F (gene PPIF). Gene Ontology annotation, biological process: protein folding; protein peptidyl-prolyl isomerization. Gene Ontology annotation, molecular function: cyclosporin A binding; peptidyl-prolyl cis-trans isomerase activity. Gene Ontology annotation, cellular component: cytoplasm. Bases 64 to 684 code for a protein of 206 amino acids. The transcript has 7 exons. NCBI's taxonomy places the organism in Eukaryota, Metazoa, Chordata, Mammalia, Scandentia, Tupaiidae. The record is from RefSeq and is a predicted model, not a curated record.